Molecule: messenger RNA, 799 nt
Organism: Cylicocyclus nassatus
Lineage: Eukaryota; Metazoa; Nematoda; Chromadorea; Rhabditida; Strongylidae
Source: the annotation of a GenBank genome assembly
CUAAAUCCAGUUUAAUUACUCGGUAAAUGUAUGCGUGUCGUGCUCCUUCGUCGUUUGCUUCUGUCAAGUUGUGCUUGGCUCACUACAGUGAAGGUUGUCUUUCUAUAAAAAUGAGCUCGGAUAAACCCUGGCUCAGUGACCCUAUCUCAAUAAAAAAGAAGGAGCUUCGCAAGAAAGUUGAGCAGCAAGAACUUCUUACACUGAGUGGAGAAGAUCAAGCCCAACAAAGUACUAAAGUCCUCGAGAAGGUACUGGCUGCACCGUGGUUCAAAGAUGCAAAUAGAAUCUCCAUUUAUGCAGGCGUAGAAUAUGGGGAAAUCCAAACUGAUGAAAUUGUCAAAGCAAUACUGGAUAGUGGCAAAACUGCAUUUGUUCCUCAGUUCAAAAAAGGCACUCUCACAAUGAAAAUGUUGAAAGUUCCUUCAUACGAAGAGUAUGCAAAGAUGGAGAUGUAUCGUUUUGGCAUACGUCAGCCAAAGGACGAGGACAACUGGGAGCCCUACGAAAAUACUGGUCCCCUAGAUCUCGUGCUUCUGCCGGGAGUAGCAUUCACAAAAAAUGGUGAUAGGCUCGGUCAUGGCAUGGGCCACUACGAUCGAAUGCUAGCGGACCAUAAAAAUCGUUUUGGAAAGCUGCCAAAAAUGUACGGCCUGGCUCUUACUCAACAGAUGGUCGAUAGCGUACCGCUAAGCGAUACAGAUAUCAAAUUAGACGGAGUGAUCUGUGCAGAAUAGAUUGUAUAGCCAAAUGCUUGGGUACUUUUGGUUGUGAUUUUUGAAUUAUUUUUUGGGUUUGGAAG